CUGAAAGUGUCAAACCCAAGAUGGCACUCCAUCGUUUAUUCCAGCUGUCCUCUGUGCUCCGCUCCGCCGUGAGCGUGACCCUGCGCAGGAACAUCGGCCUGUCUGCGGUCCUUUUCAACCGGACCAAGGAGCUCGACCCGGUCCAGAAACUGUUCCUGGACAAGAUUCGGGACUACACAACUAAGAGCAAGUCUUCCGGGGGCAUUGUGGAUGGCGGAGCAGAUUACCAGAAGAACCUGUCUGAUGAGGUAACCAAGCUGCAGAGGCUCUACGGCGGGGGAGACAUGGCCAAGUUUCCUGAUAUUAAAUUCACAGAGCCCAAAUUUGAGGAACUGGCCAAGUGAAUGCUGUCCAUGUUGUAUAUCUCCUACAUGUCACAAAUAUGUUGUAUUUAAUAAAAAGCUAAUGGAUUAAACCACGAUAUACAGGCUGUCAUUAGCAGUAGUAAGUUGCAUGCUGUUGGAUGAGCGCUGUAUGGAGCGGUGGAAAUGCAUUGAAGGCAACAACAAAAUGUCAAUAAAGCGAGGUGAAGCUCUGA
Molecule: messenger RNA, 538 nt
Organism: Pungitius pungitius (ninespine stickleback)
Lineage: Eukaryota; Metazoa; Chordata; Actinopteri; Perciformes; Gasterosteidae
Gene: atp5pf
Product: ATP synthase peripheral stalk subunit F6
Exons: 4
Coding region: 21-344 (107 amino acids)
Biological process (GO): proton motive force-driven ATP synthesis
Molecular function (GO): proton transmembrane transporter activity
Source: RefSeq, a predicted model, not a curated record